AAUGCAAUGAGUAAUGAUACCUACAGAACACGUCCUGCUGCUGCAGUCAUGUUGGUUUGUUGUAUGGAUGACUGAAGAGAAGGAUCCCUCGUAUGGCGGUUUCUGUAAAUUGUGAACCUGCAAUUACAUGUGUUUCAGGACAAGAAAAAAUGUCAACUAAAAUUAAUGUUUGUGAAUGUUGUUUUAGGUUGUCUUUAGAUCUCAGAAUUCAUCCCAGGUCCCGUUAUUUUCUGAUAAUUUAUUUUCUUUUGAUUUAUUUGUAAGUACAUGAGAUAUAAAUACUUUUCCUCGUGGAAUUACAUUAUAAAAUAGCAAAGAGGGGGGCAAAAAAUCUAGAAGAUGCGUAAAAAUACGUGUACUGUAAGGUAACUGUUAGGCGAAUGACGAUCAAUAUAUGUAUUAUUUCUCUUUUGCUUUGGAGAUAUUUUCUAAGAGGUUGGACAAGUUGGUCAUUAUAUGUUAAAAGAGAGAGAGAUUUAUGUUCACAAAUAAUCUUAGCUUGUAGUCUUUUCGUGCAUGUCUUCCGCUAUGUCUAGUGUAUGGUCCACAAUACAUGAUAGUUUAUUAAGGGGCAGAACAUUAAUGAGAUCUUGAAAGAAGUACAAGUUUGAGGGCCAUUAUGCUGUGGAAUUCCUCCCAAUUUUUUAAUCAAAACAGUUUGUCCAUUUUCAUUAUUUGUUUCUCAACUACAUGAAAAAGAUGAGGCAAAUCUGGGAAACCCUUAGUUAGCAGUGAGGCCCUUCUCUGGUAAAAGCUUUCCUAGACUACUAAAGAGUCAUGCGCCGUUCUGGACACCAUUCAAGAGGAAUCCACCACUCCUAUAAACGCCAAAAAUUAAGUUUCAUGGUUUUUUGACAUAGAUUCUUGCACCCACUUUAUUCCUUUGCCAUAGCCAUAUAUAUGUACCCCCAGCUUCCUUCCUGUCAUGUACCAUAAUCUUUUUCUUCUCCUAGCACAUGCAAAAUGAGCACUAAACCAAGCACAAUACCCGGCUUGUUUUGUAGCAAUAUCCUCCUGGUUUUUCUUCUUAGUCUUCAAUGUUCUUCUCAGAAGUCCUGUUCCAAUUGUGGCUCCAUUGAGAUCCCAUAUCCUCUAAGCACAAACCCCAAUUGCGGUGACCCGGAUUACUCCCUCCGUUGUGAUCCCCACUCUCAGAAACUCUAUUUUGUUGCCCUUAAUGGAAGUUCUUAUGCUGUAGUCAGCAUCAUGGCUGCAUCUCAACGCAUGGUGGUGCAACCAUCGGCGUGGCUGCCUGACAGAUGUGUCACUCAAGACAUGCUGGUGAGUGAGGGCCUCUGGUUGAACCAAUCUCUCCCUUUUAACAUAACUUCAUCCAACACCAUCUUCCUCUUCAACUGCUCCCCCCGUCUUUUGGUAUCUCCUCUCAAUUGCACUACUUCUAGCCUUUGUCACCGUUUCUUGGAGAGUUCGGGACAAGUUGACAAAAAUCGAGCGCUUCAAUGUGCGAGCGGUCUUGACCCUUGUUGCACCUUUAUUGUGGGUGGGAUACCUUCAGCAUACAAGAUAAGGCUUCAUAGUUCAGGUUGUAGAGCCUUCAGAAGCAUCCUUCAUCUGGAUCCUGAGAAGCCUGCAAGCCAAUGGGAAGAGGGGUUGGAAAUUCAAUGGGCUCCCCCACCGGAACCAGUUUGUAAAUCACAGCUUGAUUGCUCCGGGGCUUCCAAGUGUUCAGCUGCUGGUUUAAAUGGCCAACUCCGGUGCCUUUGCAAUAAGGGAUACCUCUGGGACCAUGGUCUUGGAACUUGCUUGAGAACGAAGAAGAAUAUUAAGGCUGGCCUCAGCUUAAAGGUCUCCAUAGGGAUAAUCUCCUUUUUCUCUCUAGCACUAGUCAUGACCGCUGUCACCGUAAGAAGAUCUUGCAGAUGUCUCUCGAACCAGGCAAAAAUGGCAAAAGCUAGAGAGAAGAUGUUAAAAUCGAGCAAUGGUGGCAAAUCUGCCAGAAUGUUUCACUUAAAAGAGAUGAAGAAAGCAACAAAAAACUUCUCUAAAGACAGAGUUUUAGGUAGUGGUGGUUUCGGGGAAGUCUACCAAGGUGAGCUUCAAGAUGGGACAGUUGUGGCCGUUAAGUCAGCUAGAGUGGGCAACAUCAAAAGCACGGAACAAGUUCUGAAUGAAGUUGGGAUACUUUCUCAAGUCAAUCACAAGAACCUUGUCAGACUCUUGGGUUGUUGCGUGGAAGGGGAGCAGCCCUUAAUGAUCUACGAGUUCAUCUCAAAUGGGACCCUCCAUGACCAUCUACAUGGUAAGUUUUCCACUCUCCUGGACUGGAAAACGAGGCUAAGAAUUGCUUUACAAACUGCUGAAGCAUUGGCUUAUUUACAUACUGCGGCAUACACUCCCAUCUACCAUCGCGAUGUCAAGUCCACAAAUAUUCUAUUAGAUGACGACUUCAAUGCAAAAGUUGCAGAUUUCGGGCUCUCCAGAUUGGCUGACCCAGGGCUGAGCCAUGUAUCGACCUGUGCUCAGGGAACAUUGGGGUACCUGGACCCUGAGUACUAUCGCAACUACCAGUUAACUGAUAAAAGUGAUGUUUACAGUUACGGGGUCGUGUUGCUUGAGCUUCUGACCUCCCAGAAGGCCAUCGACUUCUCGCGUGAUCAAGAUGAUGUGAAUUUAGCCACUUACGUGGGCCAAAGGGCCAACACUGGCGCAAGCAUGGAAGUUGUGGAUCAGCGGCUUCUUGGCAAGGAGCCCACGGGCGAUACACUGACAAGCAUAAAGCUCUUCCUAGAGCUUGCACUUUCCUGUCUCAGAGAGAAGAAGGGAGAUAGGCCUGGAAUGAAGGAUGUUGUUCAAGAACUGCAGUGCAUAAUCCAAAUCGUUGAUCAGGAACAGUUAAAGGUGGUGGAAAUAACUCCAAGAGGAGGCCGAUUAAAGUGAUUCCAAGGAUCGAUGGAUUUGAUCAAUGAAAGGAAAGACAUAAAGCAGGAAAGAUUGGGAUCAGAUGCUUGCAGCUUACUUUCCACAGAAAGUGUGAAAUGUUCCACAAGACAUGGACUUGGAGUUAUGGGGUUAUUGGAAUCAAAUAGGGCGUACCAUGAUUGUUUCUCUGGGGAAAAAGCAAACCAACUUUUCAAAAUGGGGAAAGCAAUUACAGAUGUUUUGAAUUUGAAAAUCAGAACCGUCAAAAAAUGGAAUGCGUUGCUUUAAAGUUAUUAGUAAUGGGUGCUUUAUGUGUAAUCACGUGAAUCAUGAUGCAAAUCAACAUCAAGUUGUAUAAUAUUGUUUAUUGCACCAUAUAUAUUCUCGCCCCU
Molecule: messenger RNA, 3272 nt
Organism: Juglans microcarpa x Juglans regia
Lineage: Eukaryota; Viridiplantae; Streptophyta; Magnoliopsida; Fagales; Juglandaceae
Product: peptidyl-prolyl cis-trans isomerase FKBP16-4, chloroplastic-like
Exons: 3
Coding region: 964-2898 (644 amino acids)
Biological process (GO): protein phosphorylation
Molecular function (GO): protein kinase activity; polysaccharide binding; ATP binding
Source: RefSeq, a predicted model, not a curated record